AGCACGGCUGCUGUAUGAGAGUCGGAAGAGGGGGAUGCUGGAGAACUGCAUCCUGCUCAGCCUCUUUGCGAAGGAGAACCUGAACCGCAUGAGCGAGCAGCAGCUGAACCUCUAUGACCGGCUCAUCAACGAGCCCAGCAACGACUGGGACAUCUACUACUGGGCCACAGAAGCAAAGCCCACGCCAGCUGAGUUUGAGAACGAUGUGAUGACCAUGCUGAGGGAGUUUGCCAAGAACAAGAAGAGGGAGCAGAGGCUGCGGCAGCCGGACCUGGAGUACCUCUUUGAGCCACCACGCUGA
This is a messenger RNA of Tauraco erythrolophus (red-crested turaco), 301 nucleotides long. NCBI's taxonomy places the organism in Eukaryota, Metazoa, Chordata, Aves, Musophagiformes, Musophagidae. The record is from RefSeq and is a predicted model, not a curated record.